Wasmannia auropunctata (little fire ant) is the source of this 1884-nucleotide messenger RNA. RefSeq lists its product as uncharacterized. The coding region runs from base 5 to 1462 and encodes 485 amino acids. The record is from RefSeq and is a predicted model, not a curated record. Lineage: Eukaryota; Metazoa; Arthropoda; Insecta; Hymenoptera; Formicidae. The transcript is spliced from 6 exons.
AGUAAUGUCAGAAUAUUCUUUGGAUUCUUUAGAGAACGUUAAGGAUGAUUGCUUGGAGAAACGUAUCUCUAUCAAUAGUGAUAAUAAUAAUAACCUGGGAACAGUCAAAUCCGAUGACAGAUCCGUCAAGAAUGCUUUAUUUCAACUGAAUUCUUUAUUAACAGCAUCACUCCAGAUUAAAGACAAUACGACGGGGGCCAAGUGCACCGUACGUGAGGACAGGUGCACGAGCACAACCGGCGGCAGGAAUUCGAUAAUUACGAACGGAGGAGGAUUCGCCCGACGACAACAGGAAUGCCGCGCGACUCGGGAAGAACCGUGGCUUUGCAUAAGAAAGAGGGACGACGUCGGGGAACGGCAUACGGGAGAAGGCGAUGCGAGUCGUCGUCGUUGUCGCCGUACGUCAAGACCGACGACGAUGGCAACGUCGACGACGACGACGACGACGACGACGACGACGACGACGGAGCGACGUCCCCCGGGGGUGCGAAAUUCUUCGUCAAAAUGUCUGCGCGACAGCGGGGGCGGUAUGAGAGCCGACAAAAAACUCGGCAACGUUCUCGUACCAUGGAUCCGGGGACCGGCCAGGACCACCUCGUAUUCGGAGCUUCACCGUCGUAGAUUCAACAUCUCGAGGUACCCGCGUAUCCAGUCCCCGGAGGGUUCCACCCUGUCGAUUUGCGGCGACAGUCAGCUCGAGGAGCUCAGCCUGGACGAGGGUCGCUCGUCCCUUCCGGGCACCUCGAGGGACGACAGCAGCGAGCUUAGCUUCUAUCGUCGCUUUGUCGAAGAUCACGCCGCAUGUGUGACGUGUACUAGACGAUCCUGCGAGAUAUUACGUCGUGAAAUAACUUCGAGCACCGUGUCACCGGGAGCGCAACGCGAGCGUAGCGUAUCGGACGGCAAACUGAAGAAACCGACGUAUCGUCCGUAUACUAUCGAAGAGUAUAGGAGCCUAUCGGUGCCGAGACCUGAUCGAUCUCUGGGUCCUGAUAAAGAUGAGAUCCAGAUAAAGAGAGAAUGGCUGAUGCGCCGGAGAUCGUACGGGGACUCGGUUAGCGCGCGCAAUCGCGAGCAGAUACUGCAGCGUACGAGAAGAUUCAAGUCGAGACGCGCCAUCGCUCAAAAAUGUUUCUUGCCCCCUUUGAAGGAUUGGGACGCCGCCGCAUCAAAGAACUGUGAAAGUUCGAGGAUCCUCGAGACGAAUAGCGUGACGCAGGAGAGUCUCUUGAAAUGUUCUGUCAUGUGCCCGAAGGAAAGAAUCGCCGCGGACGAAAUGUCGCCGCCGUUCCAAAAGAGUGAAACGCUCGAGAAAAUGUCGAAUUUCGGCUCGUCUCUCGUUUUACGUACGUCCCGCGAGGACCAGUAUUUAGAGGCGAUGCAACAGCGUCAUUUGCAGGAAAAAGAAUUGGCGGAUCGUCUUAUGCGUCAAGCAUUAAAUGAUCGAGACUGCUUCGUAUAAGAAAAAAAAAACAGGGCGGCGUAAAUGUCUUUCCAAAUAUAAUUUUUUAAUGUUCACUUUCGUGACUGAUACUAUUCUAUCUGACCAUCUAUUUUUAUAAUUAUUUAUCGAUGUUUUGCUUUUCGUCACAUUACCAUGUGUUCGUUUGCUAUAUCUGCUUGUUUACGCCUACUUCACACCCAAGACCAUAUGCCGAUUGAUACGUAACUACGAAAUAUUUAACGCUUUACACAAUAAAGUAUUUUAAGGGUAUUUCUCUUCCGUACAUUCCUAGUUAAUUUGAAUAUAGGUUCUUUAAACUAUAGGUUAUUUAAAUUGGCAUUGCAGAUUAAAUCUAACUCACUGUUGUUUCAAGAAUAGAAUUUACAAUAUUUUAAGCUAAAUUUUUAUGACAAAAUUAUAAAGAAUAAAAAUAAAGAAAU